AUACUUCACAACAGAUGACAAAUAAUUGAAGUCUAUUUUAUUCUUUCUAAAUCGGUUUCUUCUUGAGGUCUUCUUCUUCACCAUUAGCAGUGCAGUUUAGUAAAAUCAGUGCAAUUUAAGCGUCGAAAUAUGACCGUUAUGAGGGAUCGUCCCUCUAUAUUUACUUUCACUUGUUCUUCAACUUCAAAACUCUGAUGAAAAAUAUACAAAAUAAUUUUGAGAAAUCGUCCAACAUACUGCUGAGAAGAAAGCUUGAUAAUCUUGUGUGCAAAUUCUCCGAAGGAGGCUGUAAAUUUCUCUAUUUUGGUAAACUGUUUGAACUUUGCUGAUACAAACACCGGGAACAAGCAUCUCCAUGUUUAGGUGGGAUUAAUCGUCUAGACCUAGAAAUUUCAAUAGACGGGGAUGAUGGAUUUUUCCCUUCAUCUGGCAAUGACUUGGGAAAAAAUGAACAGAGGAAAACAGCAGAUUAGGCCAAACAGGCCUAUUGCACCAAAUCCUAGAGUAAAUCCAUUCACAAUCAGGCAAGACCUGAAUUCAGCUAAACCUUCAGUACUAAACCCUGGAGCAAAUCCAUACCCAAUUAAGCCAAGCCUAAGUCAAAACAGAUAUUCGGCAUUGGCUCACUUUCCCCCUAUUACUCCAGCAGCAUUACCACAAUGCAAUUCUUCGAAUAUGCUUGUUUUGAAGAAACCUUUCUCUCAGGACCUAGAGUCCUUUCAAUCACCUUCAGGAAAACUCAGAUUUUCCCAAAAGCAAACCAGCGAUAACUACGCAAUGAAGCAACCAAAAAACUUCGCUGAAGCAGUAUCUCCAGCAACUAAGAAAGUUGCAAAGACUCUUUCCAAAGAGAAAGAAGAAUUUGAAGUAUAUCCUUUGUAUACUUUUCCUAUUCUUGCUCUUGACAAGGAAUUUGAAAAUUAUGAGAUCAGAAAUCUGCUUAAACCUGUUUAUUCUAACAGGAAUUAUGUAGACAAUGAUAAUGCUUUAAAAACCAGAAGGUACUUUGAGUUCAUCCUGAUUGACACUGGAUCAAUCGAAAUUGAACAUGAACUAGCAGAUCAAUCAGACCCGGAUAGCAUAGCCCAUUCAAAGUUUACUAUUAAAAAGAUUUUGUCACCUUUUAAUUGGUUGACUGACCAUCUUCUCACUCCAGUUAAUCUUUCAAAAAGAUUUAACCCUCAGACAUUUAAUUGGUUCGACUAUAGAAAUGCAUGGAUGAACUUUUUAUUUGUCAGGCCAAUCACUCACACGUGGUUCGUCAAAUAUUGCCCAGAAGCAUCAACUUCUGUAAUCCCCAGGUGGUUCUACGAAUGGUGGAGUUACUUCGGAGGAAAUAAACAAGUCAUGCCUAAAAGGUUUGAGGAAGGAUAUCCUCAAUUUCAAAUUGAUGAAAACAUCUCUACUCUUCCUGAGAAUAUAAAACUCUGUAAGUAUUUCUUUAGAAGACAUUUAUCUUAUAUCAUAAGUUGGACGUUUUGUACUGCAGAGUUUGACAGGAUAAAAUAUCUCUCCAAAGAGAUAUGAAUUAAAGGCUGGUCUCCAGCAAAAAGAGAAUCUCCAUGAUCUUCUACAAAGAAGACAUCAGUCAAGGUUUCACCAUCUAAGAGUGAAUUAAAACAGCGCCUUGAAAAGGCAUUAUCAGAAUUAGAUGAUGAAAAGGUUAAUCCAGAUGAAGCUGCAAUUGAGCAACUUCUUGAAGAAGCUUCGUCACAAAGUGACGAUAAUAGUGAUAUGUUGUAUCCAAAGGCUCUAGCACAGUCUUAUCUAAAUCCUUUCGAUUAAUCCUAAUUGAGCUUAUUAAAAAGCGGAAUAAUUAGCCUUCAAGACAGAGAUCAAAAGAUCGGAAUUGUCUAAGAAGGAGUAAAGGAGUUUCAAAGAAACGAAAUCUUUACUGAUUAAACACAUGGCCCCAAAAGGGACCCGCCACAAUAAGAAGACGUCUUCUCCGCCAAAAGUCAUUUGGAUUAUUCGGAAAAGAAAGACACAUGGAUCCCACAUAUCUUAUCUCCAGACAAAGCAAUCUGGAUUUGUCAGCAGAAAGAAGAAAAGCAGAGAUUCCUUCUUAUCUCUUCUUUUUUAUCUUUUAAAUUUCAAAAAGUCUAUAUAAAGACUCCUGGUAAAACCAUUAGAGGCAUCCUAGAAUUUUCUAUCUUAGAAAAUCUGAAAGAAAACCUCUCUCUUGUAUUUAAAGUUAGUGCUAAGGGUUUUACUAUGCUCAUGGAAGCAAACCAAGAACAUAGUACUAUUUUUGUUCCUAGUUUAUUAAAAUGGAAUGAUAUUCUUACGGAUGAAGAAUGGAAUUUCCAAUCAAUAACCAACCCUUUACCUGUUAAUGCUGAAAAGUCUCAUCUUGACUGAGUUAUUUAGUUUCCUGAUGGAUCUGUUAACCUUAAGUUUCUAAGAUCCAACUGCUUUAGCCAGGCAUCUUCAAGUAGAAUAAUGUCCUCGGCCAGACCUUCUUCUUUUUUUCGGGGGGAUGAUGACCGAGCGAAGAUUCUAUCUCCAUAGAAGAACCUAUAGAUAAAGGAAUGAAGAAAAAACUUUUGAAAAUUUCAAUGCUAGUCCUUAUUCUAUUCAAGAAGUAUUUUCCAGACUUGAAAAGAAAGGAACAAGUGUUGUAAGAGAUACUUCUUGGAUGAUUUAAAACAUGAGGUUGAAAACCUUAAAAAAGAGAUUAAAUCUUUAAAACAAAUCAGUUAAUUAACGAUCAUCGUAUUUCCCAACUAGAAAAUAAUAUUUCUGAAAAUGAUAUUUCUAUUUCUGAAAAAGGAAAAGAUGUUAUAGAUAAUGAGAUUGAUGAAUCCCAAAAAGUUCUUGGAAUGUUGCAAAUUGUUACUGCUCAUCGUUGGUAUAUAAAUUGUACCAUUCUAGUUAAUAAUGAUUUUAAGAUUUCGAGUAUUGCUAUGAUUGAUAGUGGUGCUGAUGUUAGUUGCAUUCAAGAAGGACUAAUUCCUUCAAGAUAUUUUGAAAAAACUACGCAUGUUGUUAAAUCUGCAUCAAAUCAUGCUUUAGACAUCAAAUAUAAAUUGUCCAAUACUUGUAUUUGCCAGAGUGAAGUUUUUAUUCCUCACUUUUUCUUUCUGGUUAAAAAUCAAUUAUAUCCGCCAAUUAUACUUGGUGCUCCUUUUAUAAAUGCUAUUUAUCCAUUUUCAAAAUUAAAUGCAAAAGGUUUUACAGCAAAUUAUAAUGGUAAUACCAUUAAUUUUGAGUUCAUAAUUGAACCAGUUACUAGGGAUAUUAACUCUUUGAUUCAUCUAAAUCAAAAGCAUAUUGAGUCUUUACAAAUGGAAAUUUACAGUCUGAAUAUUUCAGAGUCUUUACAAUCUUUUAAAGUCCAAGAAAAAAUUAAAUUAAUUUCUGGAAAAAUAGCUUCUAAUAUUUGUGCAGAUCAUCCAAAUGCUUUUUGGGACAGGAAAAAACAUAUUGUGACUUUGUCAUAUGAAGAUUCUUUUGAUGAAUCAAAUAUUCCUACGAAAUCUCGCCCCUGUCAAA
This is a messenger RNA of Solanum lycopersicum (tomato), 3495 nucleotides long. The record is from RefSeq and is a predicted model, not a curated record. Lineage: Eukaryota; Viridiplantae; Streptophyta; Magnoliopsida; Solanales; Solanaceae.